Messenger RNA from Pogonomyrmex barbatus (red harvester ant), 3787 nucleotides. RefSeq lists its product as uncharacterized. Gene Ontology annotation, biological process: regulation of transcription by RNA polymerase II. Gene Ontology annotation, molecular function: DNA-binding transcription factor activity, RNA polymerase II-specific; RNA polymerase II transcription regulatory region sequence-specific DNA binding. Gene Ontology annotation, cellular component: nucleus. Lineage: Eukaryota; Metazoa; Arthropoda; Insecta; Hymenoptera; Formicidae. The record is from RefSeq and is a predicted model, not a curated record.
GCGUGCGAGUGUAGGAGCGCGUGCUGCUUUAUAUGUCUUCUUCCAGCGGAAGUGCAUAGCAUGACGAUCUCAUGUGUUACAUACCUCGAUGAGAAGGCAUUCCCAUCAUGGAAUGAAUAUUUAGUAGAACAUAAAAUGAUAUUAAAAAAUAAAUAGGAAUAUAAGAUGCUUCAGUUUGGAAAUAAUGAGGUCUUAUAUAGAUUUUCUGAGAGUGCCUGUAAAUGUUGGUUUGAUGAAAGUGCUGCGAGCUGUUUGGUACCCUCUUUGCUAAUGUAACUGGUACAAAAAGUGACAAAUGGGAAUAAUAAAGUAGAGACUCGUUUUUCCCAUAAUUUAUGCAUUAUCAUCGAUAAAUUAAAAUUAAUGAGUCUUUAUAGCAAAAUAUUCGCCUCCUAGAGUAUUGCCCAAUUUGCCAGAUUUUUAAGCGAAGAGAUCAAUAAUCCUUUUGUAAAAUUGCAACUGGCAACAUUGCCACAGGCAAAGCGAGUUUUGACCUGCUACACCAGACGCAGGAGUGGACUCGUCCAGAGUGGUUGGGAAAAUUUUACGGCUGCAUCUAUCCCAUCAUCUUUCACUCUUCUACUAUCCAAGUAGCAAAUUUUGAAGCUACUCUCACUUGGCCACACAUCGCCCUUAUCCUUUAACAAUUUCUUAUUGUGCGCAUGAGUCUACUGUAAAGGUAACGAACGCUGCUGACGCUACGCGACAGUUCAUUCGGGACCUGAUGGUGAAGUCGGACGAGCGAGCGGGAUCAAUCGUAGCUGAUAAAAAUCUUCCCAAGAUCGAACCCCAUCCCAGAAUGACCGAUGACGCCACGAUCGUCCAGAAGGAUCAGGAUGACGCCGAAUCGCUGCUGAUGCCUGGCUGUGACAUUGAUUUUGAAAUCCAGUGCAAGCAGGAGCCCUGUACCGAUUCAUCCAAUUUGAUUGACGAAGUGGACCCCUUGGCAUUUGAUGAAGCUACAACAUCGCAGUUUCCAAUAUUUACACCUACAAUCAAACAUCCAGUUAUUUUAUUGGAGAGAUGUGAUAAAAUUUGGGAAACUUUGCAACUGAUAAAAACUACACAAAGUGAGCAACCAACUGAUGCACCAACUGAUGAUUAUGAAGAUAAACAGAAGAAAGAAGAGAAAAUGGUACAACAUUUGGAUGCGGUUAAACCAUCUACAUCAUAUAUCAAGAAUCCACAUAACUUGAGAAAUGAUAACAAAAUACCUUUCAAAUUUUCUGUCAAAAUAACAAAGAAAGUAUAUCCUUGCACUACUUGUGGUAAACACUAUUUGGAAAGACGAUCUUUAAGAAAGCAUUCAGAAAAAAUACAUGGCAUUAUUAUUCCUUUACAACGUAAACGCAAGAGACGUACCACUAAUAAGGGAGAUUUCAAUGAAAACAAUUCAUUUGCUUCAACAAGGAUAGUCAGCAAAGAAGAUAGUUUUGAGAAUAUUUAUAAUAAUGAAGAUACAUAUGAAAGGCUUACCACAAAGUUGAAACUUCCUAAUACUGAAAUUACUUCUCAAUCUGCAUUGCAGUUUGUCAAAUGUACAUUAUGUCAGCAGAAAGUAAUAUCGUUAAGAAAGCAUUUAAUUAAUUAUCAUAAAAUUGGAGGGUCUUCGAAUGUGAUGAAACAGUUAGAAUCCUCAUUAUUAAGCAAGACUGAAAUGUCACCGGAAUAUGAGGAAACCAUGCCAAAAAAUGAAUCGCAUCAAGAUGGUUGCCUCAUAAUGGAUAAUGAAAAUGAUGUUCAUGGAACAUCUUAUGUCAAGAGAAAAAGAAAAUACAAAUCAUCUUAUGGAAAUACUGAGAAAAAACGUAAACUGAAUAAUAAACGCCAUAUAUUUAUACAAACUCAGUCUGUCACGCAGAAACAAAUCUUCAAAGUUCGUUCAUAUAAAUGUGACAUUUGUUUGGGAAUGUAUUCGUCUCCUCGUUGUUUACGCAAACAUAAACGUGUUCAUGCUAUGCGUGGUGAGACUAAAGAGAAUUUUCAUAAAGUUAAAUGUAGAUAUUUUAAUUCACCAUUCAAUGAAAAGAACAGAUUAUUGAAGUCUUCCACAUCAGCUAAUAUUAAUGUGAAGGAUACAAGCAAGGUAAACAAAAACUUACAAGAUGAUCAAGACGAAACAUUUAAGAUGAAUCGAGCGACUAGAUAUAGUAAAAGAAUGAACAAAAAUAAUGAAACUGUUUGUAUAUGUGGAAGAUCAUUUCGAAAUCCUCAUACUUUGUUUGUUCAUAAAAAAAAUAGUGAAUUAUGUCAAAAUGAAGAUAAAACAGCACAGAGUAGCGACAAAGAGUCUGGAAUUGAUAUUAACAUAACAAUUAAGAAACGAAAUGAUUCCUAUGAAAUAGUCGGUAAAGAUAAUGAAGAUACAUCUCAAAAAUCUGACAAUCUUACAGAAGAGACUUUAUCUAUGUCUAAUACAUCUAACUAUACCAAAAAUGUUACUAAGGCGCUUGCUAAACAGCAAGUAUUAGAUACAUCUGAAUCAUCUAAAUAUAGUAAGGAUCAUAGUAUAUUGAAGUUAGAAGAUGCAGACGAAGAUAUGAUCAUCGAUAUUGAAGACGAUGUACAAAUGGAUUUAGAUAAUAAUAGUGCAACAAAACAGAUGGUUAUGCAAAAAAAUGAUAAAGAAGAUUUGUUAAAGCAGCAAAAUGAUGAAACAAAGGAUGAAAAAAUUGAAAAAAUUUUCGGUAAAGUCAGUACGUUGAAAGAAAUGUGUCAACAAGUUCUUGAUGUUUCUAAAAAAUGCAAAUUCGAAAAUGCUGCAGAAAAUAAGAAUAUGCAAUACAAUCAAAUUAAAGAUCAAGAAAUAUGCAAGGAAAAUAGACAGGUUAAAAAUCAGAAGGAUCAUCAGGAGAAUAAACGAGAAUUACGAUCUACCAAUAAACAACGAUAUUCCACGGUGAAGUUUGAUCAUUGCUAUGAUGGAACAACCUGCACGACGGAACUUAAUUCAUUAGUAUGUGGCUAUUGUAACGAAAAAUUUAUUUCGGUUAAGUCAUACGAUAAUCAUCAAUGUACUGUUAAAGUAGGAAAACCAUUCAAUGAAUUUUCGCUACAAUUGCCGUGUUUCUAUUGUAAAGCAGUAAUAAGCAGUUUUAACAAAUAUGAUGACCACAUAAGAUAUGAACAUUUUGAUAACGCGUAUCAUUGUUACCAAUGUCCCCAAAAAUUUGUGAGUGAUAAAGCUCGAUUGAACCAUUAUCAUUUGGAACACGAGUUGCUUUGUAGAUUUUGUGAUAAAAGAAUUACUAUGUCUGUAAAGACAUUACAUGAAAGUUACCAUUUAGGUUUUGGUUAUCCUUGUCAUAAAUGUAAAAAGGCUUAUUCAAAUAAUAAGAAUCUUUGUUAUCAUAGAUAUACGAUACAUUCGAAAGGGGCUGACAACAUGAUAAAUUGUUCUAUAUGCUUGAAACCAGUGAAACUUAAAACUUUCCGUGGUCAUAUGUCUACGCAUAAACAUAACGGAUGUCAUUUUUGUGGUAAAGUGUUUUCUAAUAGGAUAGGUCUAGAAUAUCAUACUAUGAUACAUCAUGGCACAAAUUCUAAGUUUAAAUGUAAUAAUUGUAGUAUCUGUUUUCUUUCUGAGAAACAGCUUCAGAAACACAAAAUAGGCAGAUGCAGCAAUGGCAUACAAAAAAUGAAAAAGAAACCUUAUAGCAGAAUAGACUAAAGAUUAUUAAAUAUAUUUUUUGCUUAAAAAGAAAUGAGAAUGAAGGACAUAUGUGUAUGACAUAAAUAUAAGAAUUAAGACACAAUUUUUUACAUGUCAUCGAGAUUAUAUAUAAUU